CGAAGCGUUGUCAUCUGACUGAAAGCAAAUUACUUUCUGAUCUUCUGACAAAAACAGACAACAGUAUUUUCAGCAUCUGUUCUUCAUCUGAGGGGUUUGACCGGAUCAAGAUGCUGCUGAUCGUUGAAGCUCUUCUUCUCAUUUUAUCUGCUCCAGGACAGCAUCUGUUCUUCAUCUGAGGGGUUUGACUGAAUCAAGAUGCUGCUGAUCAUUGAAGCUCUUCUUCUCAUUUUAUCUGCUCUAGGACAGGAUCACAGAGAUGCUGUUGAAAGACAGAUAUAUCCACUGGAUAUGGCACCGAAUUCUGUUGAUGAUCAAUAUUUUGGCUGUAGAGAGAACAUGAAAAAACAGGUGGAGAGAAAUUAUCUGAAGAAGGAACUCAGUAACUCAGCUGAUUUUAAAAUGGCUUGGCAAGAAAGUGAAAAGAAUGUUGGCCAUAAUUGGGUAAUUUGGGACCCAUUUAAAAAACAACACAAAAUUGCCAUCUAUAUCUACACUCAACCAAAUUUUAAUAUAUUUAGUCAAUUUAACAGUGACACUCGUCAUGGCAAACAAAACUAUACAGGCAUGAAGUUCAAAUGGUAUUCACUUUACUUUCUGUUAACAGAUGCAAUACAGAUUCUGAAGAAAACACAAAAUAGAUGCUUUAGGACUUUUCGUGGUACAAAUGUUCAAUUGAAUGGGCAUGUUUCUACAGACAUUCGUUUCGGCUCGUUUACAUCCUCCUCUUUUGAUCGUGACAUAGCAAAACGUUUUGGAACUAAAUCUUGUUUUGAAAUCCGCACUUGUGAAGGUGCUGAGCUGACAAAAUAUUCUAAGCAUCCUGAGGAGAAAGAAGUGCUGAUUCCUCCUUAUGAGACGUUUAAUGUCAUUGCCGUCAAGACGAGAAGAGAUCAGACAAAUCUCUGGUGUGACACUGUGUAUGAGUUGGAAAGCUCUGGAACAAGAAGUGCCCUGAACUGUGCUCUGUUCAACAAUGAACCAACACCACAGGGAAGCACUAUGGUGUGAGCUGAACAAAGUGCUUUGUAUUUACAUGAUAUAGUCAUAUACAGUACAUCAGUUCUGGACAAAAAAAAAAAAAAAAAAACUUGCUUUCUUUAAUGUUGUACUAGUUUUAACAUUCUUUUGUUAUGUUUAACUACUAACCAGUUAACCGUUUGAUACUGCAUGUUUCUUGUUAUUGUCUUGUUUUAUUGCACAGCACAAUGUACGAUUAGGUUUAAAAGGUAAUCAUCAGAAAAAUUGCUUUAAGCUUUUUUUUCAUAUUCAACUUCUGUAAACCAAAUAAAUCUCUCAAAGCAUCUUAUUUUCUCUCAUAAUUCUCGUUGAUAAAACAUUUUGUGUUUGCAUGUUACAGUGGGAACAUAAAUCAAAGUGAUCAACUGUGAACUUUUUCAACAAAAUUUAGGGAAAUAAUGCUUCACAACAUUAUCCUGUGAUGUUGAGAAUCUUAAGAUGGAAAAUUUUCCUCAUUUUUAACACACUACACAAGAUACAUGUAAAAAUAUAUAAUUUACAACACAACUUUACAACAGUAACUGAAAUCACAUUGCACUCCAAACACUGGUUCAAAUCAAAAGAUGUGUAAAGGCUUAUAGACCAUGUGUGUAUUACAUGUCUAUUUUUCCAUCAUAAAUAUAGAUAAAUAUAGAAAAUGUUGCACUAGUUAUUGUUUUGCAAUACAUAAAUAUUGCAUAAAACUCAAUACAUUUUAAAUGUAAUACAAAUAUAUAGGCCUACACAUGUAUGUUGACCAAGAGUGUAGAGUGUCCUAUCAGUUUAGCUUUAACCCUAAAAACAUAUGCUUUUGUCUUUGGUCAUUUCAUGGCUAUCAGUUUAUAGCAAACAUUCAGGGUGGCAUGAUGAUCUAACACCGUGUCCUAACCAGACGCGACAUGGCACACGAUAAAAGGUGUCUGUCCUAUGUUAAUCUGAGUUUUUUUUUAAACAAAACUCUAAUAGAGUAUUUAAAUGUAUUGGAAAAAAUAAUAUGUCACUGCUGCAAACUGACCUUUACAAAGUGAACGGAGGCACUGCUUUACCAUAAACAAGACCAAACGUUGAACAAUAUAAACUAAGGGUAUGUUCACAUGGCAAUGAUGUAUGAUGCUCAGCAUCGUCAAAAUGAUCGGAUCUGAGAAAAUGACUAAAAAGACUAUUAUGCAUUCCAGGCCAGUAGUCAAAAUACACCCCGCAAAAACGCAAUAUGUAUACGUGAACAAGUUUCCAUCAUAUUAUUGAAUAAUUAGUGCUUUCUACCAGCUAUAGCAUAACUGCUAAAUCAUUUAAAUGCAAUGCAUCAUAAAACAUACAUUUCCAAUACUCAGAAAAUGAUUUUUUGAAUUAAUUUCAAUGCACUUAAAUCAGUUAAUUUUAUGAGCUUAUUAUUUUUAUGUAAAGAUUUACUUUAUCUUCGCUGAAGAGUUUCUGUCAUGUUGGAGUUUUUGUGGUUUUCAUUAAGAAGAGUGACACUUGUGGUUUUGUUGUGAGGGGGUUAUUUUUAACAACAUGACGCUUUAUGAAACGAGCAAUAGCUGCUAAAACCUGAGUCUCUUCUUAAAGGAUUAGUUCACUUUCAAAUGAAAAUUUCCCCAAGCUUUACUCACCCUCAAGCCAUCCUUGGUGUAUAUGACUUUCUUCUUUCUGAUGAACACAAUCAGAGUUAUAUUGAUAAAUAUCCUGACGCAUCCGAGCUUUAUAAUGGAAGUGAUAGAGAUUUAGUGCUCAGAAAUUACAAAAGCGAAAGUAUUUCUUUUAAAAAGUCCUCCCAUGUGGAGGACUUCAUUGUCAUUUAUUAGGCUGUAUUAUGAUAGUUUUGUCUACUUUUAAUGCACGAUAGAUGUUUUAAACUCUAUCUUUAUGUUAGUUCUCCUGAUGAUCGCUGAUGGUGCGUAUGAGGCUACAUUAAUGUAAUUGUAAAUCAGCUUUAGCAUUUUUCUUCCUCUUUUUACACAUUAGCUUCAUCUGUUUCUUUUGCCCGAUUCAUCAGAUGAGCAGUACAGAGACAGAGUUGAGCUCUUCACUGCUGAAAUCCCCAAAGGAAACUUCUCUCUCAGAGUGUCUGAACUGAGGACAAAGGAGUUUACACGUGUCAAGUGUUUGCUGGAGGUUUAUCUGUGUGCUGUGGAUAUUGUAGAGAUUUUUUUAACAUCACACCAUUUCAUCUAAUUAUGCAAAUUUUGCUAUCAAAUGUCCCAUGCAUCUUCCUUUCACUAAUGUUAUUCUUUCACUUGAAUUCUUAGGAAAUGGUGAGCGCUCCUUUAAGGAUCUGAGGGUCAUUGUCUUCCCCUCCGAAUGUGUUUUUGCCUUGUAUUGGCUCAUAUUACAAAUGCAUGCUUACUGGAAGACUGUUGCAACUGAACCUACACGCACUCAGCAGAACUCACAUCAAAGACAAACACGUAAACUCAUGAACACAGCAGAGACUCAUGAAAUGGAGAAUCUGUCUGCAGAUGAUUCUGCUGUUUCACAGACGCUGUCAUGAGACACAGAUUCUUCUGCAUUUAUCUGAAACUGUGACUGCUGUAACAAACAGACUGAAUGAGGCUGAAGACUCUAAAUUGUGAGGCAGAGUUUGGGGGCAUUCUGUUACAAAUAACUUUGAUAGUUUCAUAAUGGUUGCUAAAUCAUUUCAGCAGUGAAUUGUGCUUUUUGUGGCUUUAUAAUUUAGUUUUUUUGUUUGUUUUCUUUGAACUAAAAUUAAAUAUUUUGUUCAUGAAAUGAUUAAGGUACCGCUCUUAUGUAAAUGUGGUGUUUUUACAAAAAUAUUUUUUUAAGAAUGUUGUUUUUACGUACAAUGACUUUUUUAAAGUGGAUCUGCUUAAGUUUGUGUUUUUAUUCUGAUAAUGUCUCAGGGUAUGUUCUGAUUUCUGUCACACCUGACUAUACUGGGUUUCUUUCAGAUUUCUUUGGAUUACAGUUAAUAAGUGGUACAUAUACAGUAUGUCUUGCCAAUCACAAAAUAAUAAAAGCAUGUGCAGAGGUUCAUUUUGGUGAUGUGAGUGAUGAGACAGUGGAUUUAUUUUAAAUAUAUUCAAAUACAUAUUUUAUUUUAUGCAUUUUCAUAUAAUCUGAUAUGUGCUAUGUAUGCUGUAUGCACAUAUAGGCCUUGUGUGUCAGAGAAACAAGUGCAAAUUUUGUGUUUGAACUUUAGUUUUUGUGGUAGCUCAGCAUAUUUCGAGCUUAUUUAUCCAUUUAACUAGCUCAGUGCCAGGGAAGUGCAAAGGAGUCACAAUAUUGAAAUACAGUGUUUCUUUUAAAGAUAAUAUUUUAUAUUAUGAAAAGAAGAGUGUAUGUAUAUCCAACAAAACUGAAAUGGAUGCAGGAAUAAAAGUGUGACAGCAAUAUUUGCAUACAUUUGCACAGUUGCAGUUAAUUAUUAACUUCACUUUGUUCUGCUGAAGAUCCACUGGAUAUAAAUGUUAUCAUGAAGUCAGGUGAUAUGCAAACAUGUUUAUAUUUGAAAGUAUCAACAUAAGCUCCUGUCCAGCUGUUUUUGGCUCUUGCAUAUUAGAAAAUGACUUGUAUAAAUAUUUUGAUGCCAUUUGAACACACUUUUAAAUAAAGAAUUAAACAUUUUUGUGCACCAUCUUACUACUGAAA
Molecule: messenger RNA, 4605 nt
Organism: Ctenopharyngodon idella (grass carp)
Lineage: Eukaryota; Metazoa; Chordata; Actinopteri; Cypriniformes; Xenocyprididae
Product: ecto-ADP-ribosyltransferase 5-like
Exons: 7
Coding region: 199-1011 (270 amino acids)
Molecular function (GO): NAD+ poly-ADP-ribosyltransferase activity; NAD+-protein-arginine ADP-ribosyltransferase activity
Source: RefSeq, a predicted model, not a curated record